Molecule: messenger RNA, 3726 nt
Organism: Trifolium pratense (red clover)
Lineage: Eukaryota; Viridiplantae; Streptophyta; Magnoliopsida; Fabales; Fabaceae
Exons: 9
Coding region: 167-3226 (1019 amino acids)
Source: RefSeq, a predicted model, not a curated record
AACAAAAAAAAACAACACAGAAGAAGCAAAACAAAACGGCGUAAUAUCAAUCAUCUCUCUCUCUCUCUCUCUCUCCCUUGUUUCACACCACCAUCGCUACAACUUCAAAUUCAGCUUCUAACACUUUUCUCUCUGCAAAACCUAAAACCCUAAUUUCUUCAAUCCAAUGAAACCACGCACCGAUGAAUACGAACAAGAUAACGACGACGAUAAUGACGACGACGGUCUCAAAGAAGACAUGGCUGCCCUCGCGCGAGCCUGUAUGUUCAACGACGAUGAAACUCAAUCUCAAGAAGAUCCACUUUUGGCCUCCGGAGACGCUAUUGUCCCCUUCACUGUUACCGCCGACUCUGACUCCGAUGAACAGAGUGACCUAGAAUGUCUCAAGAGAGUUCAGAGUCUUUACCAGCCUAAUAAUGGCACUCUUCCUCCUCCGCAGCCGACUACAGCUACGUCCGACGAUGAUGAAGAUGACUUCGAAACUGUUCGGGCCAUUUUCAAACGGUUUUCUGCUUAUGAUGGAGGUGGAAGGGAAGCAUGGGAUGAGGAGAAUCAGGCCUCGAGUUUAAUCGGUGAGGGGUAUGUUGCAAAGACCUCCAUCUCUGACAACUCAGAUACCGAUGAAUUGUGUCCUGAUUCUGUAUUACCUGAUAAUGACUCCAAGUUGCGGAUUCAACCAUGUGGUUUUGACGAGAGUUGUGAAAAUGAUGUCCACUUGUCUUCUCAAUUACCGAAGAAAAGAUCAAGCUUUCCUCCGUCAGCUCAAGCUUUUGUUGAUGCCCUCAAGAAGAAUAGAGUUCUCCAAAAAUUUCUUAGAAAUAAGUUGAUUGAUAUUGAAGCAAAAAUUGAGGAAAACAAAAGGCUAAGGGACAAAGUUAAAGUCCUUAAGGAUUUCCAGGUUUCAUGCAGUAAAAGAACGGCGAGUGCUUUAUCAUUGAAGAAGGAUCCGUGUGUUCAGUUAAUAUCAUCUAAGAAGUCUGUUGCAACAAAUAAGUCAAAGAGCCAUAAUAAAAAAGUAUCUGCAAUGUGUUAUGGCCCAGAUGAGAAUUCUCAUGUUGCUAACUAUAAGAUGGUAUUGGAAAGAUUUCCGCAUUCAUUGGAUCGGAAAAAAUGGUCAAAUAAGGAAAGGGAAAAUCUUUCGAAGGGAAUUAAGCAACAAUUUCAAGAAACAGUGCUUCAAAUUUCAGUAGAUAGAAUGAGUUCAGGUUGCUCACCUGGAGAUGGAAAUGACAUGGAUAGUAUAAUUGAAUCAGUUAAAGGUAUUGAAAUUACACCAGCGAGGAUUAGAGAAUUUUUAACUAAAGUUAAUUGGGAUCGAUUGGCUUCUAUGUAUGUUGCUGGCCGUACUGGUGUUGAAUGUGAAUCAAGGUGGUUGAAUUGUGAAGACCCUUUGAUCAACCAUGGCCCAUGGACUUUUGAAGAGGAUAGGUCUCUUUUGAGUAUUGUCCAAGAGAAGGGCAUCAGGAACUGGUUUGAUAUUGCUGUAUCAUUGGCCACAAACAGGAUUCCAUUUCAAUGCUUGGCACGAUUCCAAAGGAGCUUAAAUUCUUCGAUGAUAAAUAGUGAAUGGACUGAGGAAGAAGAUGCCCAACUUUGUUCUGCUGUUGCAUAUUUUGGUGAUAGUAAUUGGCAGAAUGUUGCUUCUGUUUUAGAACGGCGGACGGGAACCCAGUGCUCGAAUAGAUGGAAAAAAUCAAUUUUUCCUGUGAGGAAAGGGAGCUUUACUCUCGAGGAGGAUGAACGCCUUACAGUAGCAGUCAUGCUGUUUGGCCGGAAAUGGAAUCAAAUAGCCAAAUAUGUUCCUGGCCGGAUCCAAUCUCAGUGUAGGGACAGAUACGUUAAUAGCUUGGAUCCUUCUUUGAAAUGGGGUGGGUGGACUGAGGAAGAGGAUUUAAGAUUAGAAGCUGCAAUCACCAAGUAUGGAUAUUGCUGGUCUAAGGUUGCUGAAGAUGUGCCUCCCCGCACGGAUUCCCAAUGCCGAAAGAGAUGGAAGGUGAUAUGUCCUGAACAAGUUCCUCUGCUUCAAGAAGCAAGAAAGCGGCGAAGGUCUCUUCUUGCCAGUAACUUUGUCGAUCGAGAAUCUGAACGUCCAGCCCUUACACUGAAUGACUUUAUUCCAUUACAAAUGGUAGUUUCAACAUCUGAUGUUGGUGCUGAAAAUCUCCAAAGAAAGCGGAAGAGACAGACGCGUGGCGUUCCCAAGAAAGUGAAGUCAAAAAAGCAUACAAAAAGGACUCAACUUUGUACUGAAGAAGUACAAGAUGCAGGUCUUAGGGAAGAGAGGCCUAAAAGACAUGCAAAGAAGAGAUCAUUCUAUCCCGAGGUUGUACAAAAUAUAGUUCCCAAGAAAGAAAAGCCUAAAAGACAUUCGAAGAAGGCUCGAAUUUGUCCCGAUGAAGACAGCAUAACACUAGCAUGCUUUUUGCACAACAUAUCAAAGAAAAAACUAUCUAAAUGUACCAAAAAUGCUAUAUCAUGUUGUGACAAGGUCAAGCCCUGUAUCAACAGUUCGGAAACUCAAGAUGGAGACAGCAUAACACUUGCAUGCUUUUUGCACAACAAAUCAAAGAAAAAACUAUCUAAAUGUACCAAAAAUGCAAGCCAGGCUUCGUCUUCCUCUAAGACAAAAACUGUAUCUAAGCAGGUUGAAAAUCAAAUCUCAUGUGGUGAGCAACACAGAUUGUCUCUGUCAUGUGAUAUUGAUGGAACUAAAGAUUUGCUAAUGCAAGCGGAGGUUGAUUCUAGCAGACAAGUGAGAAAACUGGAAAUUGCAAAUGCAGCUCGAAAACCAGAUAUGCCUCUUAAGUUCUAUGUGAGAAAGAAAAAGAAAUUGAGCCAAGCUAAUCUAGGAAGCGGUGCAUGCUCUCCCUCCAAAUUAAAAAAGGGAUCUACAUUACUCCAUGGAAACAAGUCAAUCAUUAUUUCUGAUGGCAGUGAACCAUCCAUGUCAAAAAUUGUUGAAGACGAGACUGUUUUACAUGGUGGUGUGGCUGAAGCUGAACCCACAACCAUCAAUGUGGCUGAAGAAUAUGCUGUUUUGCAUGGUGGUGUGCCUGAAGGUGAACCCACAAUCGUCAAUGUUGUUGAAAAAGAGACUGUCCUGCAUGGUGGUGUGGCUGAUGCUAAACCCACAAACAUCUAUUUGGAAGAAAACGAUGACCUGCUUAUUUCCUUCCUGCAGAACAAGACAAAGAAACAACGAAGACGGAUCAAUAUUCGGAAAUGAAGUUGCUCAUGAUUCAAUUCAUGUGGGCUGCUAUACCUGUUUGCCAACAUCUAGGUAUGUAUAAAUACAAUACAGAUGAUUAAAAUCUGGUGCUGGGAAAUUGUGGAAUGGCCAAGCCAUAUCGUCAUAAAGGGGAACUAGGUGUGUAACUUCGAAACCAACAUAGCCAUGAUCAUGAAUUUGACCCAGAUUGCCUGCGAUAGAAAAAAGGGUCAUGGCCCGGGUUGUGCGUGGCUGUGGCAACUGCAGCAUUUUGCUACUGCAGGAAUCUGAAUUAGAAGAUGACAUAGUUCAAGGUACAGUGAGUUAUUAGAUACGAAAGCAUGCCAAUGGAAUUUUGUUGAGCUUUGGCCUGUAUAAACACAUUUUCGGCCUAGCCCAAUAUAUGUAUACUAUUCAACUGCUAGAAUUUUAUAAGCUUGAAAUGUGAGUUAGAUUUUGGUUUACACUAUCAAACUUUAGGCAUAUAUAUAUAUAUGAAGAAAUUUUGCACUCACAAA